AGUCUACAAGUUAUCGUUCGCGGAUAACGAAAAUUGUCGCUCGACAUUAGCGUUACCUAGAACCUACUUAUAAGUAUAACUUUUCUUGAACACCGUACUUAAUCAGGCUGGAGGCGUGUGGAAAAACGUUUAGAACUGCUACAGCCCGAGCAACAAGAAUCAGAUCGAACGAGCUUUCAAUAAAAUCGUGAAGAACGUAAAUUUUGAAUUCAACAACGAUUGGUUUGAUUUAUUCUAUUAUUUUCACGAAGCCCGAAAUACAUCAUAUCUUAUAAUCAUGGCAGAAAUAGUAGGAGUUUAUCGUCACGAACGUAGCGAGAAUUUUGACGAAUACUUCAAAGCUGUUGGCGUGCCCUACAUCGGUAGAAAAAUGAUGGCCAUGAGUAAUCCACGUCUGGAAAUUGAGCAAAACGGAGAAAAAUGGACCAUCCGAAACGUGUCUGCGAUGCGAACUAACGAGCUAACCUUCACCCCCGGGACUGAAUACGAGGAAUCGAUGCCAUCCGGAGAUGUAGUCAAGAAUGUAACAGAUGUGGUGGACGGCCGGCUAGUUACGAAUUCGAUCAGUCCAAACGGUUCCAGAAUGACACGGACAUACGAGUUCACCCCCGAAGGUGCUAUUUUGACUAUGACACAUGAGGCAAGCGGACAAGUGGCCAAGAGAUUCUACAAACGUGUGGUCGCUACGUAAAUGGUGGUCGGCUGACAGUGAAAUUUUUUUUUGAUAAUAAUGUCACAUUCCUAUUGAGACUACGAACGGUUGGCGUAUAACUAAUCUUAAUUUCUUUACUUUGGAUUUAUUCCUAAGUAAAUAAACUCUAUAUUUGUAAAUUUA
Messenger RNA from Neodiprion fabricii, 835 nucleotides. RefSeq names its product fatty acid-binding protein homolog 5-like. Gene Ontology annotation, cellular component: cytosol; nucleus. The coding region runs from base 278 to 691 and encodes 137 amino acids. Gene Ontology annotation, biological process: fatty acid transport. The transcript has 4 exons. The record is from RefSeq and is a predicted model, not a curated record. Lineage: Eukaryota; Metazoa; Arthropoda; Insecta; Hymenoptera; Diprionidae. Gene Ontology annotation, molecular function: fatty acid binding.